This is a messenger RNA of Eptesicus fuscus (big brown bat), 1540 nucleotides long. RefSeq names its product ST8 alpha-N-acetyl-neuraminide alpha-2,8-sialyltransferase 1 (gene ST8SIA1). The transcript is spliced from 5 exons. The coding region runs from base 54 to 1124 and encodes 356 amino acids. NCBI's taxonomy places the organism in Eukaryota, Metazoa, Chordata, Mammalia, Chiroptera, Vespertilionidae. Gene Ontology annotation, biological process: oligosaccharide metabolic process; N-glycan processing. Gene Ontology annotation, molecular function: alpha-N-acetylneuraminate alpha-2,8-sialyltransferase activity. The record is from RefSeq and is a predicted model, not a curated record.
UUCGCCGCGCCCCCCCCUACACCCCUCCUGCCCCCCGGGACCCUGGGGCUGCGAUGAGCCCCUGCGGGCGGGCCCGGCGGCACACGUCCAGAGGGGCCAUGGCUGUCCUGGCGUGGAAGUUCCCGCGGACCCGGCUGCCGGUCGGAGCCAGCGCCCUCUGCGUCGUGGUCCUCUGUUGGCUCUACAUCUUCCCGGUCUACCGGCUGCCCAACGAGAAGGAGAUCGUGCAGGCGGUGCUGCAACAGGGCACGGCGUGGAAGAGGAACCAGACGGCGGCCAGACUUUUCAGGAAACAGAUGGAAGACUGCUGUGACCCCGCCCAUCUCUUUGCUAUGACUAAAAUGAAUUCCCCCAUGGGGACGAGCAUGUGGUAUGAUGGAGAGUUUUUAUACUCAUUCACCAUUGACAAUUCAACUUAUUCUCUCUUCCCCCAGGCAACCCCAUUCCAGCUGCCCUUGAAGAAAUGUGCGGUGGUGGGAAAUGGUGGGAUUCUGAAGAAGAGUGGCUGUGGCCGUCAAAUAGAUGAAGCAAAUUUUGUCAUGCGAUGCAAUCUUCCUCCCUUGUCAAGUGAAUACACUAAAGACGUUGGAUCCAAAAGUCAUCUAGUGACAGCUAACCCCAGCAUAAUUCGGCAAAGGUUUCAGAACCUGCUGUGGUCCAGAAAGACAUUUGUGGACAACAUGAAAAUUUAUAACCACAGCUACAUCUAUAUGCCUGCUUUUUCUAUGAAGACAGGAACAGAGCCUUCCCUCCGGGUUUAUUAUACACUGUCAGAUGUCGGUGCCAAUCAAACAGUGCUCUUUGCUAACCCCAACUUUCUGCGUAGCAUUGGAAAGUUCUGGAAAAGUAGGGGAAUUCAUGCCAAACGCCUGUCCACGGGACUCUUUCUGGUGAGCGCAGCCCUGGGCCUCUGUGAGGAGGUGGCCAUCUAUGGCUUCUGGCCCUUCUCUGUGAAUAUGCAUGAGCAGCCCAUCAGCCACCACUACUAUGACAAUGUCUUGCCCUUUUCUGGCUUUCAUGCCAUGCCGGAGGAAUUUCUCCAACUCUGGUACCUUCAUAAAACUGGCGCACUGAGAAUGCAGCUGGACCCGUGUGAGGAUACCUCCCUCCAGCCCACUUCCUAGGGACAGUGGGAAAAGGAAGAACUAAGCCAGGGUAUUUUUGCUAGGUUUUCUACAGGACUGCAAAAGGAAGUGGUGCAGUUGUUUCAUGGAUUUGCCUGGGCCACUUGCAAACAGCAACCGCCAUCCAAAGGAAACUCUAUUUUUAAUGUUGGCUUGGAGGACAAAUAGGAAGUAAGAUGUUUUAUGAAGUAUUUGAUAGCACAUUGUGGACUUGCAACUAGUGACAUUCUGAUGAAAUGAUGUUGGCAAAGCACAUUUGCAUGGUUUAAAUCGAGAAGGUACAGUUCAUAAGUAAGGCGGAACUCUAGUUGUUGAAGUUGAAGAGUUAAGGUUAAUAAAGGAAAUGCCAGGGCAAAGUGUUACUGAUUAUCAAUAAAAGCUGGCUUAAUUAAAAAAAAAUUACUUAUGAAGACUGA